AUGUUCAAAUUUGUGAUCCUUGUUGUGGCAAUAACCGUUUUUUCCGAUCAAUCGGAAGGAACUCCCUACGCUGUUCCUCAAAGGCCCUGCACUGGAGAUUCCUUCUGUGGAGGACCUCCGAACUCCUUCCUGCCUCGUUACCCCAGCCGGGUAGGAGUAUCGCCUGCUGGUCCUGCAGUACCCAUUCCGGCCGAUCAUGAUGAUGAUUCCAUCGAAUUCCCCGAACCGGAACCACCAAAACCGGCAGCUCAAGUUGGACCAGCCGAUGAAAACCCUCUUCUGCCAGUGUCGGUUUGUGUUCAACUUCCCCCCAAGACCCCGCUGAAGUUCUCCAAGAGCAUCCUGCAGCAGAUCAUCUACUCGCUGACCGAUGGAAGCCAAGACGUCGAAGUACCAGCUCAAGUGACCAUCAGCACCGUUCCACCCACUCUGCCUCCUCAGCCAAUCUAUCCACCUCUGCCAGUAUACCCAAAGGCCCCGGUGAUUGCUCACGCUAAGGCCGCUGCUCCAGCUGUUCCAGUUCCGGUCCCCGUCGAUGUCGUCAUUCCAACACCGGAACCUUACACCGUCGCACCGGAAACAGUUCCCCCAACCCUUGCUCCAGUCUACUCGCAAACCCCACGGUACCCAACCAACAACGAAAUCCCGAAACCCAUCUACUCGGCACCCAGCCGGCCAAGCUGCUACGGCCAAGGGUCCUGCCGAUCGGAUAUGCCCCCACGGUACAACAACUGA
Messenger RNA from Uranotaenia lowii, 735 nucleotides. RefSeq lists its product as uncharacterized. The transcript has a single exon. Lineage: Eukaryota; Metazoa; Arthropoda; Insecta; Diptera; Culicidae. Bases 1 to 735 code for a protein of 244 amino acids. The record is from RefSeq and is a predicted model, not a curated record.